CACCUGUUUGUGUCCUCUUUCUUCUCAAACUCUAUAUCCUUUUAAAUAUCUCUUUCCUUCUUGACUUCUCUCUCUCUCUCUCUUGAUUAAUAGAUUCCAAUUUCGUUCCUUCCUCCCUCCAUUUGCCUUCUCUUUGAUCUCCUUAUCUUCAAACUUAAUCUUUGAGGUUGUGAUGCAGAUCACGAAACCAUGGUUUUGAUUCUUCAAUAGAUCUAUUCCUUCGUUGCUCAGAUUUUUUUCUUUUUUUUUGUACAUUGACUCGGAAGUCUAAGAGGGUCAUGUUCUGUCUGAAAAAUUUGAAAUUUUCUUCUGUCUUGUCCGUAUAGAUCAUACCUCAAAAUCCAAAGUUUAUGUUUUUAUUCCCCUGUUGGUUCUGAUUGUUUUCUCUAUUUGAAAUGUAAAUUUAAGGCCUUUGAAUCUGUUUGAGAAUUUAAAAAUCUUGAUCUCCAUGGAUCAAAGCUAAGAGCUUUAGAGUUAAAGUUUCUGCAAAAAGAAAAAAAAAAUGGCUACUUUAACUGAGCCAUCAUCAUCUUUAAGCUUCACCUCUUCUCAUUUCUCUAAUGUCUCUAUUGGGUCUAAUCAUUUCUCCCCAAGCUCAGCUUCUAACCUCGAAGUUGUUAGUCUAAGCAAACUCAGCUCCAAUCUUGAGCAGCUUCUAAGUAAUCCAGAUUGUGAUUACACAGAUGCAGAGAUCAUUGUUGAUGGUGUUCCUGUUGGUGUUCAUAGAUGCAUUUUAGCUGCAAGAAGCAAAUUUUUCCAGGAACUGUUCAAGAAAGAUAAGAAGAGUUCUAAAGUUGAGAAACCAAAGUACCAUUUGAAAGAGGUAUUGCCUUAUGGAGCUGUUGGGUAUGAAGCUUUUGUUUAUUUCCUGAGUUAUAUCUACACUGGGAGGCUAAAACCAUUUCCUUUGGAGGUUUCGACUUGUGUUGACUCUGUUUGUGCUCAUGAUUCUUGUCGACCUGCUAUUGAUUUCGUUGUUGAGUUGAUGUAUGCUUCUUCUAUUCUCCAAGUGCCUGAGCUUGUUUCAUCUUUUCAGCGGAGGCUUUGUAACUUUGUGGAGAAGUCUCUUGUUGAGAAUGUUCUUCCCAUUCUUUUAGUUGCUUUCAACUGUAAGUUGACUCAGCUUCUUGAUCAAUGUAUUGAGAGAGUGGCGAGGUCAGAUCUCUACAGGUUCUGUAUUGAAAAGGAGGUUCCUCUAGAAGUAGCAGAGAAGAUCAAACAGAUACGUCUCAAGUCUCCACAAGAAGAAGAAGAUAACAGUCUCAAGGUCUCAGAUAAAAUGCUCGAAAAGAUCGGUAAAAUCCUCAAGGCGUUGGAUUCAGAUGAUGUUGAGCUAGUGAAGCUUCUUUUGACUGAGUCAGAUAUCACUCUAGAUGAAGCCAAUGGUCUGCAUUACUCCGUGGUGUAUAGUGAUCCUAAAGUUGUUGCUGAGAUUCUCACUCUUGAGAUGGGUGAUGUGAACCACAGAAACUCACGUGGCUACACGGUUCUUCAUUUUGCUGCUAUGCGUAAGGAGCCUUCCAUCAUCAUAUCUCUUCUCAAGAAAGGUGCCAAUGCGUCUAGUUUCACGUGUGAUGGGCGCAGUGCGGUUAAUAUAUGUAGAAGAUUGACAACUCCAAAGGACUAUCAUACGAAAACAGCGAAAGGGAGGGAAUCUAGUAAAGCACGGUUAUGUAUUGAUCUCUUGGAAAGAGAAGUUAGGAGGAACCCUAUGGUUGCUGAUACACCAAUGUGUUCCCUUUCUAUGCCUGAAGAUCUCCAAAUGAGACUGUUAUACUUAGAAAAGAGAGUGGGGCUUGCUCAGUUGUUCUUUCCAACAGAAGCUAAAGUGGCUAUGGACAUUGCUAACGUAGAAGGUACAAGCGAGUUCACUGGUCUUCCACCACCUUCAAAUGGGUUAACUGGAAACUUGAGUCAGGUUGAUUUAAACGAAACUCCUCAUAUGCAAACCAAAAGACUUCUUACUCGCAUGGAGGCUCUUAUGAAAACAGUUGAAACUGGUCGUAGGUACUUUCCAUAUGGCUCAGCGGUUCUAGAUAAGUACAUGGAGGAGUACAUAGAUGACGAUCUUCUCAAUGAUCUAAAGAUUGAGAAGGGAUCUCCACAGGAGAGAAGACUAAAAAGAAUGAGAUAUAGAGAGCUUAAAGACGAUGUCCAGAAGGCGUAUAGCAAAGACAAAGAGGCUAAGAUUGCGCGGUCUUGUCUUUCUGCUUCAUCAUCGCCUUCUUCUUCGUCCUCUCUAAGAGAUGGCCUUGAAGAACUCAACAUGAAACAGUAG
Messenger RNA from Eruca vesicaria subsp. sativa (arugula), 2278 nucleotides. Lineage: Eukaryota; Viridiplantae; Streptophyta; Magnoliopsida; Brassicales; Brassicaceae. The record is from the annotation of a GenBank genome assembly.